This is a messenger RNA of Alternaria rosae, 375 nucleotides long. RefSeq lists its product as uncharacterized. The record is from RefSeq and is a predicted model, not a curated record. The annotation marks the transcript as partial. Lineage: Eukaryota; Fungi; Ascomycota; Dothideomycetes; Pleosporales; Pleosporaceae. The transcript is spliced from 2 exons.
CAUGGACAACCUCACCAUAGCAUCUCGAAAGCUUAAGCAGACUGCGACCACUGCUAAGAGCACGAAUGCUUCCACUGGUGCAGGAGUAGCGAAGCGCAGUCACAAGAAGCUUCGUUUCCAUGAGAACGGCCUACUCAAUAUUGAGCGAAAGACGGGAAAGUACCUCAAGAUCGCGAGACAGAACCAGGGAGAUUCAUCAUUACUGCGCCUGCCGCCGGAACUACGCCACUUAAUCUUCAGAUACGUGCUUGGUGGCAAGGCAUUUGAGAUCGGAUGCGACUGACGGGGUCGCAACGCAAGAAACAAAACACUGUCAAAGAAUGCUCUCGCUUUGCUUGCCGUCUCUCGUCAAACUUUUGCCGAAACUUCUCUGCU